AUGCAUGUUGAACAAGGACACUUUCAAGAGGGGGAACACAAACCUUUGGAGAUCUCGAUUGCGCUUUGUGAUAGGAAUAUUGAAGCCGAGGACGAUGAAAUCGAGAACUCUGAGGAUGAAGACGGAGACGGAGAAGAUUGGGGGAUUGAGUCCGAGGACGACGGAGUUCAAGAGAACUCUGAGGAUGAAGACGGAGACGGAGAAGAUUGGGGGAUUGAAUCCGAGGACGACGGAGUUGAAGAGAACCCUGAGGUUGUUGAACCCACUACGGAGUCGGCAGCUGCGUGGCUGACCAGUCCGCCAAAGGACCAAAGCAGUCUCAGAAAAGCUGCUCGGCCUGAAUGCCUACACAGCAUCGGCCUUAAGUGCCCAGGGCCGGGAAGGGUCCUUGACGGACUAGUGCUUGGUACGCAGGUGUGCCCAAACAGCGAGAUAAUCUCGCUCGAGACAGGCGUUCUUUGGAAAAGGAAUGAGCGUUCGGGGCAGCGUAUUGGGCUCAGCUGCCGCUGCGCACCCUGCAAUGCGCGGUACAACUUCAACAAUUUUCUAAUGUCUCGUGUUCUGGAAGCAGAUGCUGGUCAGACAACGUGCAGCAAUAAGAGCUGCUUCAAAUCUGUGUGGGAGGGCACAAAAUUUUGCCACGACCACUUUCUUAAGUGGACGCCAGACCUCCUCGGCGAGGACAAAACUGCAAGGACCGAGCUUCUGAGUUUGUUCGAGAAAGCGACCUCCAAGCAGUGGCACCCCAAGACAGAUUUCAUGGCCAAAAUCAUCAAGGGGAUGGAAUCAAACGGCAAUAUCCCGGCUUCCGAGGUAGUGAAUAUCGACCUGGAAUUUGGUGUGCGUUCCCGGGAGGUGCUCCAAAUUGGCCUCGCUGAUCUCCAAGGGAAGGGAGUACUCGAUUGUCUCACUAGAUAUAGUGAGGGAAUCAUCGCGCCUUCUUCAUCGCGCCUCCCUACACCGGCAAGUUGGCCGCUAAUGAACCAUGAAAGGAACGUCAGACGCCUUUCAACCCAAAAUGGGUCCCUUAAUGCAAAGGAGAUCGUCAGAAAACUCCAAGAAAUCGGGAUUUCCAACAAAACCAUUUUCCUGUCUUGGGCGGAUUGGGGCUUCGACCUGUCUUAUUUGAGAGACUGGCUGCAGGAAGAAGGCUUUCACGAUGUUCUCCCCGGGGAUGAGAAUCUCUGUUUGCUUCUCCAAGAGUUCCGUGAUAACGUGAAGAGGGUGCUUGGUCCCACCUGCUUCCGAGGCGGGCGCUUUCCCUUAUCCUUAUCUGCGGUGUUUCUGCUGCUUUUUGGAGAAAACCAUCCUCUCUCGGGGCGCAACCACCAUGCACUGGUGGACGCCCAGCAAUUAGCGCUGAUAGCGCAGGUAUUCAACGACCUUUGUAAACCCCCCCACGAGCGGGUUUACUGGCGAAGCUCGUUAAUCAAGAUGCCCGGCUCGGGGAAGAGGCAGCGACCACUGGAAGAGUUCUUCCCUUCGUUCAGUUCAAACAAAAAGGCAAGGCUUUCGUCAGACGGUUCCUCAUGA
Messenger RNA from Penicillium arizonense, 1533 nucleotides. RefSeq lists its product as uncharacterized. The transcript has 3 exons. The record is from RefSeq and is a predicted model, not a curated record. Bases 1 to 1533 code for a protein of 510 amino acids. Lineage: Eukaryota; Fungi; Ascomycota; Eurotiomycetes; Eurotiales; Aspergillaceae.